Molecule: messenger RNA, 2166 nt
Organism: Folsomia candida
Lineage: Eukaryota; Metazoa; Arthropoda; Collembola; Entomobryomorpha; Isotomidae
Exons: 2
Coding region: 1-2166 (721 amino acids)
Source: RefSeq, a predicted model, not a curated record
AUGUCCUCAGAAUCCAUGAAUUCUUCUACAAAUAAUAAUAGAGGAUGGAAGCCACUUAUAACAAAACUACAAAAGCUAGAUGGAGGAGCAGUAGUACAAGUUCGAAAAUUAGAAGAAAUGACCAAGAAACAAGCAACUCUUCAAAAUCAUAUCAUAUUUCUUACAAGGUGUCGAAAACUAAACAUCACUCCAAAAGGAUUUCAAAUGAAAAGACUCCUUACACAAUUUGGAGACCACGAAAAGAUUCGCACUACUGUGAAAGAAAUGGAAGAAAAGCUAAUGAAAACCAUGAUUAAAAUCCACUAUGAAAAUCUUCAUAAGAUUGACAAUACCAUAAAACAAACCAAUACCACAAUUAGAGAAAAAACACCAGAAUUGUGGAGUGAAAUCAGAAAUUUGAUAAACAAGACCAAAGAAAUUACGAAUAUCAACCUGAAAGCCAAACAUAUAACGAAAUUAAAUCAACUUGUUCAAAAUAACGGAACAAACACACCUACAAAAUCAAUCCAAAUUCAACAAUCCAGUACCACAGCAAUUGAAAAUCGGUCUACUCACAAAUUUAGUGAUUCGGAAAUGAAUCUACUGAAAUUAGGAUUGAAUUUUUCAAUGAAAACCAGAGACCUUAGAUUACCUUUGAUUGAAACAGCUGCAGCAGUAGAAAUGAGAAUGAUGAACGAGAAGGAAGAAGUUUUACCAGAAUACUUAAAGAACAAUGUCCGGGCCGGUAUCUCUCACAUAAUGAAAAACAGUUUGACCAGGGAUAAUUACCGAAACAAGUGGGAUUCACAAACAAUUGAAGCAAUCAAGUCAAUCAAACAAAACAAAGACAUAGUUAUUGGAAAAGCGGACAAAGGCAAUUGUAUUGUAGUCAUGAACAAGACAGAUUAUCAUGCAAAAAUGGAAGAAAUGAUUUCAGAUGGACCAUAUACCCAACUUCCUCAUGACCCAACAGAAACAUAUUCAAAAAAAGUAGAAAUUGUCUGCAACAAGUUACUACUACAAAAUAAAAUAACGAAAGCAGAAUAUGGUCGAUUUAUCGUGAAAGAUGCCAGAUCCCCAAUCAUUUACGGUGCCCCCAAAAUACACAAAGAUAAUUGCCCCCUAAGACCCAGUGUUGACUUCCGAAAAUCACCAACAUAUAAGAUUGCAAAAUAUCUAUCCCAGAUCUUGAAAACAUUAAGCAAAGAUCACCACUACACCAUCAAAAAUUCAUUUGAUUUUGUCAAACAAGUUAAAAACAUCAAAAUUCACAGAGGAGAUGUGAAAGCCUCGUUCGAUGUCAAAUCUUUAUUCACAACCGUACCAAUUCCCGAAACUUUGAUUUACAUCAAGGAACAACUAGAUCAAAAAUACGAAGAAUCUGCGGAUAAAUUAUCAAAGAAUGACAUAAUGGAACUACUAAAAAUUUGUUUAUCUUCCACAUAUUUUCAGUACAAAGAUAUGUAUUUCCAUCAAAAAGGCGGCACAGCAAUGGGUUCCCCCAUAUCACCCAUUGUGGCAGAGCUGUUUUUACAAAUGCUUGAAAUGAAAAUUAUUCAUCAAAAUCGCGACAUCCGUUUUUGGAGAAGAUUUGUGGAUGACGCUUUCAUCAUUGCAAAAGGGAGAAAACUCAAGAGCAUCCUUGAUAAGCUAAACAAUUUCAACCCAGCAAUUGAAUUUACCUUGGAAGAAGAGAAAAAUGGAAAACUCGCAUUCUUAGACACCAUGCUAUAUGACAAAAUAGAUGGAAAAAUUGGACACUAUGUACACAGGAAGCCUACUCAUACUAACAAAUAUUUGGAUUACCAAUCUUUCCAUCCAAAUGCCCACAAGAUAAGCGUAUGUGACACGUUACUACGAAGAGCCAUAAUUCUAUGUGAUGAUGACCACGUGAACGAAGAGAUUGAAUUCGUAACAAACACACUGAAAUCAAAUGGAUACCCCAACAAAAUGAUCCAAAGAAGAUUACAAAUCGUAAAAGAAAAAAUUUCACACCCUCAAGAACCAAGUGAAAUACAAAAACGAGUAAUUUUACCAUGGGCAGGAAAACCAACAACCAGAAUUGCUCAAUUCUUACGUAGGAAACUAUCUUGGGAAAUUGGAUAUUAUCCUGGACAAAAAGAGUAUAUGAAUUUACUUGCUCGAAUUGUCCUAAAAAAUAUAUUGGAGAAAGUGGGCGAUGCAUAG